Symbiodinium sp. CCMP2592 is the source of this 1350-nucleotide messenger RNA. Lineage: Eukaryota; Dinophyceae; Suessiales; Symbiodiniaceae. The record is from the annotation of a GenBank genome assembly.
AUGGCAGCGGCCUUGGGACGGGUGGACGUCGCCGAGGACGUGCCUUGCGUCGCAGCCAGCUGGCACCGUGCCUCGAUGAGUGACAACAUGGCCCCACUCGCCACUACAAUAGCUCCGGACAGUGGUCUCCGGGACAUCAGCGUUGACGUCAGUGAAGCCACAGUUCGCUUCAACGAGCCUGUCUAUCUGAUGGCAAUCAGGGAGGCCACGCUUUUCCAGCUGGACCCAAACAACGGCCCAGAACGUUACAACGAGGUGGCAAAGCUGCCGUUAACUCUUACCGACACGGUGGAGAUCCUGGAAACCCUCAAGAUCUCCCUAAGCGCCGUGCGGCUGGAGCACGAUUCCGUGUACAGCAUUCGCGUUCCAGCAGGAGUGGUGGUGGAUCGAGCAAACAACGGGUUUGCGGGUCUCGAGGUCGGCAUUUGGGCAUUUCGAACAGAAAUCGGUGGAACGGUCGAGCAGUUGGAUUUCGGCCUGUCGGCUGGAGCAAUCGCAGGAAUUGCAGCUGGCCUCGUAGUCUUCGUGGCGGCCAUCGCUUGCGGACUCGUCUUCUUCCGCUGGAAGGUCGUCAGAAAGUUUGAAGACCACCGAGUGAAGCCUGAAGAGGGAAGCACGCCGAAGGCUUCGCAAGUGCAAACGCUUCACAACGACGCGGAGCACUUGCCAAGCAACGAGCGCUUUUGGGAGAGGGCCCUGGUCCGUUCGAAGGAAGAUCUCGCGGAAGCGGAAGCAGACGAACUGGAGGAGCUUCCAGGAACCAUCCACUCUCAUCAUGGCUCUCGGCGGCCAUCGAAUGCUUCCAACUCCGAGACCAACCAGAGGCGGCCAUCGAAUGCUUCCAACUUCGAGACCAACCAGAGGCGUCCUUCCAAUGCAUCGAGCACAGCACCGGUUGGACGAGUGAGGAAUGAGUCCAAGCAAAGCUCGCAAAAUUCCAGGCGCCCUUCGAGAAGCACUGACGUGGUGCAGUUUUACAGCAAUGAGCCACGUCGGCCAUCCAAUGUAUCUGCACUUGGCACUGGAUCCCAGGGGCUGCGCAGUGCCGGCUUGGCCGGCAAGCUCCAGGCACCAGGCGACGGCACCCAGAGUGCCAGUAUUGGCGAGAGGCGCUUUGGGUGCGCUGAUCGGCAUCGCAUCACUCAAGGACAGUCCUUGCGAGCAUUUGCUGUAGGCGGCCUUCGAGAAAUUCGCAUGGAGCUUCGCCGCGGCCUCCGCGAGAAACGUCACCAUCGCGUUCUUUGCCUCAGGAACAUGAACCCAGAUCUUCUAGCAGACCUCAUUUUUUCGAGGGAGUACUCUUUGGACUUCUUCCUCUAUCUGGGCUCCCACAUCCUUCACAAUUCCUGA